AUAGUCGCUGUAGGCCUAUUCAACUACUGCUAUCCAAGAAAGGGCGGUGGCAACCUAACGGACAAAACAAGCGUCACCAACGUCGCAUUGGCACAUUAAUAACGUGCAGUAAUGAUGAAGCUCAGCUCUCCUCUGGCCGUGCUGUGCCUUUCUCUCCUGCUGCUCAAUGCCCACCUCUCCCUGGCCAAGAGAGGGGGAGGAGGCUUUGGUGGUAAAUCCAGCAUAGGCUUUGGGAAGAAACCUUCCUCCACCUCCAACCGUGGAGGCACCAACACCCAACGCAGACCCAACCAAGGGACCAAUAACCAGCCAGGGAACUACCCUCGCCAGCCCCAGAGCCCACAGAACCCCCAAGCAGGGUACCCGCAGCAACCAGGAGGUUAUCCACAGCAACCAGGGGGGUACCCUCAACAGCCAGGCAGGGCAGGAUACCCUAACCAAGGUGGCUACCCUAACCAAGGUGGCUACCCUAACCAAGGUGGCUACCCUAACCAAGGUGGCUACCCUGCUGGAGGAUAUCCAGCUGGAGGCUACCCAGGGGGCUACCCGGCAGGAGGCUAUCCAAACAGAUACCCAGCUGGUGGAGGCUAUGGUGGAGGCUAUGGUGGAGGCUAUGGUGGCGGUUAUGGAGGGGGCUACAUGAACCAAAACCCCAACAACCGGAUCCUUAGCCCUGGCUACGGGGGCAGUUACGGCUAUGGGGGGUAUGGUGGUGCCGGUGGCUCCCCGUUCUCCCGCUCCGUGCAGGGGAUGGGGAUGGGACCCUCGCAGCAGUCCAGGGGGUUUGGGCGUAAUGCAGCGAUGGCGGCCGGGGCUGGGGUUGUGGCUGGGAUGGCUCUGGGUUAUGGACUGGGCCGGUUUCCCCGGCCUCACUUUGGCUUUCACAACCCCCAGGAGGAGUACUACUAUAACCACUACAUGUACAGGAGGUACGGCACCAAAUCCACUGAUGACAAUGACUACAGCAGGGACUACCACUUCAGCCCGCCUCCACAGUCCUAUGAUAACUACAUGAAGAACUGUAUGAAGAGGACUGACCUGCUGAGAGGUGGGGAGAAGGGUGGAUCGGAAACAGGAGCCAGGGAGAACUCACCACCACAGGGAGCUGCAGACAGCCCCAGCACUCAGGUAGUCGUACCCAGUGGAGGAGGCACUGCAGUCGGGGAGAAGAGUGAAGAGCCAGCCCCUGUUCCUGGAGGUUCCACCAAUACUACCGACCCCGGUUCCACCCAAGCACCAGGCAGUGGCCCCAGUAACAGCUCUGCCACAGAGGGCAGUUCCAGUGAGAGUAAUGUCACAGCUGAGAGUAACGGUACAGCAGCGACUGAGAAGCCUGUGACCUCGGAACCCUUGAACCCAAACCCUCAAACCCCCCCUCCUGCAGCCAAGCCCCUCCCUCCAGCCAUAGCUGAGGAUGAUGAUGAGGAAAAUAUAGUGAGCAUCUCUGAGAUUGGCUACCCAGCGCUGAUAGAGCAGAUGAAGGCUCGGAGGUGUGUGGAGCUUUACAUGGUGUACGCCGAACACUACCUGGAGAAAAAGAAGGAGGACAAGAAGAACAUGCCCCGGGAAAGACCCAGAGGAGGAGUGGAGAGACUGGGAGGAGGAGGAUACCAGGGACUGCUAGCUGUUCUCACCUCUACUGCACUACUGCUGCUGAACAGCAACAUGCUACUACUGCACUGAGGCAGAGAGAGAGCAAGAAACAGAGAGAGAGGGAAAUAUAGGGAAGAAGGAGAAAGGACACAAUGUUUGCUGCCACGCUAUGUGAGUCGGAGUCAAGAAUGGGGCUGAUGGAGGGAUGCUGGGACAGUCUGUCUUCUUCUCUCAUCCUCCUUUGAUCGACGCCUCAGGACUCUCCAUAAUAAGUGGACUUUUUUGAUUGAUCAAUUAUAUGGAUUUUUGUUCUGUUUUUGUAUUGUUGUUUCUCAUGCACUGUUACUUGCAUUAUAUGAAUCUGUAAUCAUGCGCCCGUGUGUUACUAAAAUGCUGGCACUUUUUAAAAUCCAACCCUGCUGUCCCCAAAGCAUUGAGUUUGCUCCUGCUGUAGCCAAGUACUACAGCCUCAUGCAUGCAGCAUGACUAUUAUAUACAGCAUAUUUCAUAAAUAAGAUAAAUAUUGAUUAAGGUUAAGCAGGGACUAGCUGCAUCACGCCCAGUUCCCAGCACCAACAGGGAUUCCAGGAUAAUUUAGAUGCUGUAUUAUAUGGCAGACAGACUGAAGGGAAAUGGCAAUUUACACCAUUACAUCACAUGAACUGGAAAUACUAGGGGUGUGUGUGUGUGUGUGUGUGUGUGUGUGUGUGUGUGUGUGUGUGUGUGUGUGUGUGUGUGUGUGUGUGUGUGUGUGUGUGUGUGUGUGUGUGUGUGUGUGUGUGUGUGUGUGUGUGUGUGUGUGUGUGUGUGUGUGUGUGCGUGCACGCACGCACGCACGUAAGUAGAUAGGACUGUCGUGUAAAUAUUGAUUGAGAUAAGAUGACAUCCAUAUUAACAUCAGCUGGGGAAGGGGAAUUGUUGAAUAUGGCAGUCAAGUAUGCAUGACAAUGAAUGUGAGCUUUAUAUUAUUGACUAUGGCUUGUAUUUAUUUUAGCUUAAUACAAUACACACACCUGUACAUUUUGAACUGGCUUUUGCUUGUAAGACUACUAAUUACACCAUUCUAACGUAACCUCUUUCGUACAUGGGGGCUGUGAUUUUGCAUAAGCAUGUAUACAUUUUACUACGGUGGCAAAAGAGAAUCCAUUUGGCAAACAUUGUUAGCUUGACUUCACCUUUUUUAUGGAAGGGCUAACAGGGGAGGGGGGAGGGUAGUACGUAAGCAGUGGGAGCUGCUUCUUUAGAAUCUAGAAUUUAGAUUCUUUAGAAACUAAAGAGACUCUUGUUAGAUGUGUGCUUGGAUCCCUUUUCUUCACCCAGCUGAUAUCCUAUGUAAUGGAUGGCUGUCAGGUUAUCUGAAUCAUUCAUCCUGUAUCGGGGCUUGAUGUCAUCUUUAUAUGUUAUGUCUCUUUAACGUUUGAUGUUUGAUACUAUUCCGUGGAUUGAUUUAGUUUGCUUUGUAUUGUUAUUAUAUGUCAAGUAAGCUGCAUGUGCUCAAAGACACUGAUUUCUUUCUUUUGCUCCGACUCCAAGGCCCUUCUCUUUUGUACAUUCCCUUCUUCUCUCCUUCCCCUUUCUGGUGUCUUGCUUUCCUUUCUGGGGUGGUGAAGUGACUAGAUUGUACUGUAUGGGCUCUUGUUGUCUAGGCCCAACCAGGCUUUGAACCAGGCCACUGUAGCGGCAGCCCGACAAGUCAAGGAAUACAGAUUCAGACAAACACUGUCCACUUUAAAGUAAUGGUCUUAGUCAACUUGGUACCUGGUAAUAUUAAGGUAAAUGAUAAGCAUAUGACAAUGAUAUAAGUUGAACUAUAAUGUUAGAUGUGGGUUCUAGAGAGAAGUAGCUAGAUUGAAGUCUAAAUUAUUAUACUGUAUGCGUUGGGAUGUAAACAGAUUGUUUUUUAAUGGAGUUUUUGACUACUUUUGGAAUAUAUUGGAUAGACGAUGGGGAGGGGGGGGACGACACCUUGUUUACCAUCAUGUCAUAAACAAUUUCUACAUUGUCUUGGGCCUUGAAUGUAUGGGUGUGCAUACUCUGUUAAUGCAAAUACUUCCUAUGUGAUAAAAUAUAAAUGUGUUUGUGUCCAUU
Oncorhynchus masou masou (cherry salmon) is the source of this 3681-nucleotide messenger RNA. Its product is annotated as prisilkin-39-like. Bases 112 to 1683 code for a protein of 523 amino acids. Gene Ontology annotation, biological process: protein homooligomerization. The transcript is spliced from 2 exons. The record is from RefSeq and is a predicted model, not a curated record. Lineage: Eukaryota; Metazoa; Chordata; Actinopteri; Salmoniformes; Salmonidae. Gene Ontology annotation, cellular component: membrane.